This is a messenger RNA of Lodderomyces elongisporus, 1179 nucleotides long. RefSeq lists its product as uncharacterized. The transcript has a single exon. Gene Ontology annotation, molecular function: fatty acyl-CoA hydrolase activity. Gene Ontology annotation, biological process: fatty acid catabolic process; acyl-CoA metabolic process. Lineage: Eukaryota; Fungi; Ascomycota; Pichiomycetes; Serinales; Debaryomycetaceae. Gene Ontology annotation, cellular component: peroxisomal matrix. The record is from RefSeq and is a predicted model, not a curated record. The coding region runs from base 1 to 1179 and encodes 392 amino acids.
AUGGAGUUAACGAUUGAAGAAAACCCCAUUCCAGACUUUGAAGAAGCACUCAGAGUUGUUAAGAUCGACGACACUCAUUAUGUUGGUGCACAUCCAUUGCGCUUGCCUGUUUCCGUUGGUAGAGGUGUUUAUGGUGGCCACAUGAUAGCCCAGUCGUUGCUAGUAGGUAUUGAAUCAACACGUUCUGAUGACACAAACGAAGUGAUGAUCCCAGACUCGUAUCACUCUUUUUUCAUUAAUGCUGGAAAUUGGAAAACCCCAAUGGAGUACAAGGUGACUAAACUAUACGAUGAUGAGUUCAUUAGCAAGAGAUAUAUCUUAGCAUACCAGCGAGGGAAGAAUAGGAUCAGUUGUUUAGUGACUUUGAGAAAACAAGGGACCAAAACAUUGCACUCCCAGUCACCAUCACAACAACUGCAGCAGCAACUAACAUUACUUGACGAAAGCAUACCGCCACCCCCGUUGCAAUCCAAAUACCCAAAUCCUGAUCAGCUCCAUCAAGUACAACACACAGACUUUGUGCGUAAUGCAUUUGGUGAUGAGUUCCUCAACCAUAAGAUAUGCCCCGAAGAAAACUCGCUUCCCUUUUCAAAUCGAUGGGUCACGGUAUUCACUGGUUUAAAAAAUAUACCAGAGCCCGGUACAGGAUAUGAGAAAAUUGUGGACUCGUACCCUGAUGCCUUGGGUGAAGUUCAUGAUGUUGAAAAAUUAGUGUUGCGACCCAAAGACUCACAGUCAGUGAAAAACCCAAUAUACAAUUAUGUUGGUCUUGCUGAUAUCUCAGACUCUGCCUUUAUAACAACCAUAGCUCGUGUUUUGCACCUACCAUGGUCGCCUGCAUUGGAAAGGGGUGAGACUUAUGAUGCGCAAACAGAUGCUACAUACAUUGCCAGGGCUACUCUCAAUGGAUUGCAUAUUUUCCAUUACAAUGCCAUGUCGUUGGAUCAUCAUAUCUAUUUCCACAAUGAUGAAUACGAACCAAGAGACGGUUCAGCGUUUGAUAUAUGCAAAGAUUGGCUUGCGUUUACAUAUCAGAUGAAGAGAUUGAGCAAUAACCGGUUGGUUGCAAGAGGAUUCAUCUAUAAUGAGAAUCAAAGGUGUAUUGCUACUGUUGUACAAGAAGGAUUGACCAUCUUAUUCAAAGGAGUGGGAAGCACGGCCAACAAAGCACACUUGUAA